Messenger RNA from Vombatus ursinus (common wombat), 996 nucleotides. Its product is annotated as MAU2 chromatid cohesion factor homolog. NCBI's taxonomy places the organism in Eukaryota, Metazoa, Chordata, Mammalia, Diprotodontia, Vombatidae. The transcript has 7 exons. Gene Ontology annotation, cellular component: SMC loading complex; chromatin. Gene Ontology annotation, biological process: maintenance of mitotic sister chromatid cohesion; mitotic sister chromatid cohesion. The record is from RefSeq and is a predicted model, not a curated record. Gene Ontology annotation, molecular function: double-stranded DNA binding. Bases 313 to 690 code for a protein of 125 amino acids.
UUUUUCUUACAGUGGUUGAUAUCACAACAAAUUCCACAGUUUGAAGAUGUCAAAUUUGAAGCAGCAAGUCUUCUAUCUGAGUUGUAUUGCCAAGAGAAUUCAGUUGAUGCUGCAAAACCACUCUUGCGUAAAGCAAUUCAGAUUUCACAGCAAACACCCUACUGGCACUGUAGACUACUCUUUCAGCUUGCACAACUCCACACACUUGAAAAAGAUUUGGUAUCUGCAUGUGACUUACUUGGAGUUGGAGCAGAAUAUGCCAGGGUAGUAGGAUCAGAAUAUACCAGGGCACUGUUCUUGCUGAGUAAGGGGAUGCUCCUUCUGAUGGAGAGGAAGUUGCAAGAAGUCCAUCCCCUUCUGACACUUUGUGGACAAAUAGUUGAAAACUGGCAAGGGAACCCCAUACAGAAGGAGUCCCUCCGAGUGUUCUUCUUGGUCCUCCAGGUGACGCACUACUUGGAUGCUGGACAGGUGAAAAGUGUGAAGCCAUGUCUAAAGCAGCUUCAACAGUGUAUUCAAACUAUUUCCACUCUUCAUGAUGAUGAAAUUCUACCCAGCAAUCCUGCUGACCUCUUUCAUUGGCUGCCCAAAGAGCACAUGUGUGUAUUGGUCUACCUGGUGAGUAGCUCACUCUUUCUACUAUUACCACAGCAUAAAGUUUUUCGUUGUGUUCUGGCCAAAUGCAUAUAGCUCUUCCCACUGAAAACUCAGCCCAGCAUUCAGACACAUUAGUAUGCAAGGCAUUUUCAUGUCCGUAAAGUUAUCAUAUUCACUAGAUUUGGGAGAGGAAACAAGGAGAUCAAUGCAUUUGAGUUACAGGGCAAGAAUUAGGCAUAUAGGUAUUUCUCAUCUGAUAAUUGAGGUCAUUAUAACAAUGGGAAGGACUGUGUAUUCCAUUGGAACAUAAGAGUGAAGUGAUAGUGUCUUUCUAAGAUGAUGGGUUCUAAGUUGUGGUAUAUGAAUGUAAUGGAAUACUGUUGUGCUAUAAGAAAUGAU